ACAUGUCGAAGUCUGCAUCGAAGCUUAGAAGAGAAGCCAAGAAGGCAGAGCGUCUUGCCGCUAAGGGUGAAAACGGCAAGCGCGUUAGCAAGAGAGCAGCUGCUAAGGCUGCAGCUACUCAGGACGCGUCUGUGGACGAUGUUACGAAGAGCAUGGCCAACGUCUCGACGGACGAUCCUAUGUUCGAGCGUAGUGCUUCGGGUGUGCUCGUUUCCCAGGCUAUGAGUCGUGAUAUCAAGAUUGAAAGCUAUACGCUGUCAUUUCACGGUCGUUUGCUGAUUGAGAACGCAACUAUUGAACUUAACCAUGGUCAACGUUACGGUCUUUUGGGUGCUAACGGCUCAGGAAAGUCUACCUUCCUCCAAAGUUUGGCUGCUCGCGAUAUCGAGAUUCCUCCUCAUAUCGACGUUUACUUGUUGAACGCUGAGGCUGAACCCUCGGAUGUUAAUGCCAUUGACUACAUCGUCGCUUCUGCCAAGGAACGUGUCACCCAGAUUGAGGAGGAGAUUGAGAAGCUUGCUACGGCUGACGAUGUGGAUGAGGUCUUGAUGGAGUCGUUGUACGAGGAGUUGGACGAGUUGGAUCCCAACACGUUCGAGGCUAAGGCUGCCAUGAUUUUGAACGGUCUUGGUUUCACCCAGGAAAUGAUGGCCAAGCCCACUAAGGAUAUGUCUGGUGGUUGGCGUAUGCGUGUUGCCUUGUCUCGUGCCCUUUUCAUCAAGCCUUCUCUGCUUCUGUUGGACGAGCCUACAAACCAUUUGGAUUUGGAGGCCGUCGUUUGGUUGGAGUCUUAUUUGGCCAAGUACGACAAGAUUCUUGUGGUUAACUCUCACUCCCAAGAUUUCUUGAACAACGUCUGUACCAACAUUAUGGAGCUGACUUCCAAGAAGAAGCUUGUGUACUAUGGUGGUAACUUCGAUAUCUACAUGCGUACUAAGCAAGAAAACGAGACGAACCAAAUGAAGGCUUACGUCAAGCAACAAGAGGAAAUUGCCCACAUCAAGAAGUUCAUUGCCAGUGCUGGUACAUACUCGAACUUGGUUCGUCAAGCCAAGUCCAAACAAAAGAUUAUCGACAAGAUGGAAGCUGCCGGUUUGAUUGAGAAGCCCGAGCCUCCCCGUCAAUUCAACUUUGAGUUUGAGGAGACCCGCAAACUCCCUCCUCCCAUUAUUGCUUUCAACGAUGUCGCCUUCUCGUACGACGGCAACAUUGAUCAUGCUCUGUACCGCGACCUUUCCUUCGGUGUGGACAUGGACUCCCGUGUGGCCAUUGUCGGUAAGAACGGUACGGGUAAGUCUACGUUGCUUAACCUGAUUACUGGUCAGCUUAUUCCCAUCGCCGGUAAUGUUUCUCGUUACAGUGGUCUGAAGAUGGCCAAGUACUCGCAACACAGUGCUGACCAACUUCCUUACGACAAGUCGCCACUCGAGUACGUUAUGGACACCUACAAGCCCAGAUACCCCAACAGAGAAGUCCAGCAAUGGCGCAGUACUUUGGGUCGUUUCGGUCUUUCUGGUGCUCACCAAACCAGUGAAAUCCGUACCUUGUCUGAUGGUUUGAAGAGUCGUGUGGUUUUCGCUGCUCUUGCCUUGGAGCAACCUCACAUCCUUUUGCUUGAUGAGCCUACUAACCAUUUGGACAUUGACACAAUUGAUGCAUUGGCUCAGGCCAUCAACAAAUGGACUGGUGGUGUCGUUCUCGUUUCUCACGAUUUCCGUCUUAUUAGUCAAGUCGCUAAUGAGCUUUGGGAGGUCAAGGACAAGAAGGUUGUCAAAUUGUCUUGCUCUAUCGAGGACUACAAGAAACAAAUGGCCCGCGAUCUUGAGGAGCAUGACACUACGUUCAAGGUUAAGCAUCUGCUUUAAGCUGUCUGCGAUGUUGAUAAAAAAGCUAGCUGGUGGUUUGUUAAGACCACUCGAGAGUUUGGUUCAACGACUCUGCUUGAAGCGUCUGUUACACAAGCGCGAUGGCUAGCAGCUCGUAGAUGCCAUGUGUAUGCUAUUGUUUUUGGUACUGUAAAGUUGCUUGAUGCUUACAUCCUGACGGGCGCUGAAUUUGUGAUUCUCGUUUGCUGGCAAGAACAGAUCGGCUGUACUGUUGCGCCCUCCUUUUUUGUAUAAAAAAAGCUUUUGAAACCAGGUUCGUCCCUACGUUACGAGCUUUAUGGAAAUCGUAGGGACUAUACAUUGGGUUGUUAACAAGGCUUUAAACGGUGUGUAUAGAAGGUUUAAUAUUAAAUGUACAUGGGAAAACUCGGGAAGGCGAGAGGACCCGGUGUAACGUGGCUCUUUCGCUGUUUCGGUUUUAUAAAUGUAGCUCAGCAUCUUAGCGCGAUGUUGCGACUGUAACAUUUAUUUCAUAUCUACUUUUC
This is a messenger RNA of Schizosaccharomyces japonicus yFS275, 2371 nucleotides long. RefSeq names its product ribosome biogenesis ATPase. Gene Ontology annotation, molecular function: ATP hydrolysis activity; ATP binding; nucleotide binding. The transcript has a single exon. The annotation marks the transcript as partial. The record is from RefSeq and is a predicted model, not a curated record. Lineage: Eukaryota; Fungi; Ascomycota; Schizosaccharomycetes; Schizosaccharomycetales; Schizosaccharomycetaceae.